AGCACGCCAGGCAAGCUGCUGGCGAGGAGCACGUUGUGGGCACCGCAAACCCCAGGGCCUCUCCGAGUUGCACCCAGGCGCGCCCCACUCCUGAGAAGCGGUCUCCAAGGCAAGCUGCGCCGAGCAUCCCGGACAGACGCGCAGGGUUCUCAGGGCCUUGAAGAUGGAGGCUGCCAUAUCCCUGGUGGGAAGCCAAGGCAUUAUCUCUGUCACUGAGAUUCUUGUCGCCUCUGCUGUCUUCUGUCUGAUCUCCCUGGUCAUCCGAUCCUUCCGGCAGCAGCUCCCCCAGGAGCUGAAGAGGCUGCCAGGACCCCGGGGUUACCCCCUCAUCGGCAACGUGCUGGAGCUGGGGAGCAAUCCACACCUGACCCUGACCCGGAUGAGCCAGGAGUAUGGCGACGUGAUGCAGAUCCGGAUUGGCACCCGACCCGUGCUGGUGCUGAGUGGCUUGGACACCCUCAAGCAAGCCCUGGUGAAGCAAGCGGAAGACUUCAUGGGGCGCCCUGAUCUCUACAGCUUCCGAUUCAUUGCGGACGGCCAGAGCAUGACUUUCAGCACGGACUCAGGGGAGGUGUGGCGAGCUCGCAGGAAACUGGCCCAGAGUGCCCUGAAGACCUUCUCUGUCUCCCCCAGCCCCAACUCUUCGUCCACCUGCCUGCUUGAGGAGCACGUCUCCAAAGAAGCAGACUACCUCGUCAAAAAGUUCCUGCAGCUGAUGGAGGAGAAGAAAAGGUUUGACCCCUACCAGUACGUUGUGGUCUCUGUGGCCAACGUCAUCUGUGCCAUGUGCUUUGGCAAGCGUUAUGACCAUGACGACCAAGAAUUACUCAGUAUGGUCAACUUGAACAAUGAGUUCGGGGAUGUGGCUGCCUCCGGCAACCCUGCAGACUUCAUCCCAGUGCUCCAGUAUCUCCCCAGCCGCGCCAUGAAAAUCUUCAAGGAUCUCAAUAAGAGGUUCGACACCUUUGUGCAGAAGAUUGUUAAGGAGCACUACAGCAGCUUUGAUAAGGACCACAUUCGGGACAUCACUGACUCCCUGAUCGAGCAUUGUGAGGAGAAAAAAGUGGACGAGUCUGCCAGCGUUCAGUUGUCUGAUGAGAAGAUUGUCACCCUUGUCAAUGACCUCUUUGGAGCUGGCUUUGACACCGUGACAACAGCCUUGUCCUGGAGUCUUAUGUAUCUUGUGACCUAUCCAGAAAUUCAGAAGAAGAUUCAUGAAGAAUUAGAUCGGAUCAUUGGCAGAGAGAGGCGACCCAGACUGUCAGACCGGCUCACGCUGCCUUACACAGAAGCCUUUAUCUUAGAGAUGUUCAGACAUUCCUCCUUCCUGCCCUUCACCAUUCCUCACUGCACAACGAAACCCACUGCACUGAAUGGCUACUUCAUCCCGAAGGACCUCUGUGUGUUUGUCAACCAGUGGCAAGUCAAUCACGACGAGAAGCUUUGGAAAGAUCCUUCCACCUUCAGCCCCGAGCGUUUCCUCACCAUUGACGGGAUGGAGGUCAACCGGGCCGAGAGCGAGAAAGUGAUGACAUUCGGCCUGGGGAAGAGGAGGUGCAUUGGGGAGAACAUUGGCAAGUGGGAGAUCUUCCUCUUCCUGACCACCCUGCUUCAGCAACUGGAGUUCAGCAUACGUGAUGGGGAGAAGGCGGACAUAACGCCUCAGUACGGACUGACCAUGAAGCACAAGAGGUGUGAGCACUUCCAGAUUCAGCAGCGCUUUGAGGUGAAGAGCUCUGAGUGAGCUCCCUGGCCUUCCAGCUAGGACAAGGGGAUGGGGAGAUGCCACAUCACAGUAUUUUGGCUUGUGGAAAUCACCCCCCCAAUGCUAUGUUAGGGCUGACAUGCCCUAGAGCGUCAGAUAUCACAGGCUGUGUUGACUCUGCAUCUGAACUGACACAGUGGCGGUUGGGUCCUAUCUGACUUGCACUUGCUACUGCCGUCUGCUGGCCUUCCAAGAGUGUAUUGCAAACUGACCAAGCCUGCCCCGUGUACUCUGAGGAGCAUGCCGUGUGGGGCUACCCGAUAUGUCACCUAGUUAGUGCCAUCAUGCUUACCUGCAGAAACAACAGACUUCGCAGAUAUAUUUUGAUCAGGUAGCUACUGAUCUUGUGAGGUUUGAUGCUGAGUUCUCUGCAAAACUGCUCUGGAUGUCCCUGAGGUGCAGGCCUUUUAUGAUGGACACCUGGGCUACGUCUAGACUGGCAUGAUUUUCCGGAAAUGCUUUUAACGGAAAAUUUUUCCGUUAAAAGCAUUUUCGGAAAAGAGCAUCUAG
This is a messenger RNA of Pelodiscus sinensis (Chinese soft-shelled turtle), 2275 nucleotides long. Its product is annotated as cytochrome P450 1A5. Gene Ontology annotation, biological process: hormone biosynthetic process; progesterone metabolic process. The record is from RefSeq and is a predicted model, not a curated record. Lineage: Eukaryota; Metazoa; Chordata; Testudines; Trionychidae. Gene Ontology annotation, molecular function: iron ion binding; steroid 17-alpha-monooxygenase activity; oxidoreductase activity, acting on paired donors, with incorporation or reduction of molecular oxygen, reduced flavin or flavoprotein as one donor, and incorporation of one atom of oxygen.